CGAACCAUGAACACAAUUCUACUACUUCCUGUUUUUGGUUCUUCCUGUCACUCAACAAGCGGCCAAAUUAUCGCAGAUGGACAACACAAAUUGGAACGAAAAGAAUUAAGUGUCGUUUGAGAAAAAGUUAAAUUUAAAAUAACUAAUCGAUUUGUGUCGAGACUCGAUCCCACUCGUUUGUGCGUGUGAACAACAACUGCGUCGAAUCGAGUAAAUAUUUUAACUUUGGUUUUUCAAUAUUUUUAAGAGAAGACAUAACAAACUAAUCAACAAAUGAAUACAAGUGAUUGUUCACAUUGAAUUUCGUCGAUCCUUUUUCUACCUGAAAACAAAAUUUAACCAACUAAUAAAAAGAAAAAACCAACGCGGGUGUCGAUAGAAGACGAAAAAGGAGAUUAGUACCGACCGAUUUCCUACAAAAAUCUUUCUGGACAAUCAAAAUGGCUAGUGCUAACGGGUUCAUUUGUAGCUGCCUCGUCAUUUUGCUGUCCAGUUUCUUCAUCAUCGUGCUCCACCAAAUUUCUGCUGUUACGGCAACGGAACCCUCGUUUACCAAAAUUUCAACAGAUGUUGACAACAACAAGCAAAUCGUCGUCGUGGCUGCUGGAACAGCUCAUCCACGAUCUCUGACCGCUCCCCUUUCGUCUAGUGGCGUGGCCGUCGAGUUGGAGGAGCUCCUACCUGAGACGAUGGAAAACGGCACCACCAAUCACAUGAUCAUCUUACAGGGCGAGACCGUCCUCCUUCCGUGCAAGGCCUACAGCCUCGGACAGCGAACGGUUUCGUGGAUUCGGCGGAGAGAUUGGCACAUCAUGUCGUCCGGCAGUCACAUCUACACGGCCGACAGCCGUUUCAGCGUCCUCAACCGGCCCGGCUCACCCGACUGGAUUCUGAUGCUCAAAUCGCCGCAACUCUACGAUUCCGGCACCUAUGAAUGUCAGAUAGCGGGCGGACAUGGACAAGUUUCGCACUUUGUCGAACUUUUAGUCUGGGCGCCGGUAGCGUCGGUCGUCGAAGGCAGUGAACACCACGUCGAAGCCGAGAGCAACAUCCAACUGCAUUGCAAACUCUACCCAGAAGCCAACAAUUUCCAUAUUAACAACAGCAACGAGACCAACCGGGAACAGCAGACGGCACUUCACCAGUUGUCGUUACCCGCGCAGGUGGUGGGUGGCAGAGCGCCGUUCGUUUGGUUUCACAACGGCCGGCCGCUGAUUCACGGCGGCAAAUCGUCGGCCGGUUUGGGGUUGGUGUCCAUUUACCUGGAAGAUGUUGCUGAAUCCAUCGCCGGAAAAAGCGACUGGAUGGCGUGGACGAGCCGUUUGGUGAUCCAGCGAGCAGAUCCAGCCGAUUCCGGCAACUAUACCUGUGCACCGUGGAGAGGAAAAUCCGCAUCAGUCAACGUCUUUGUUUCACAAGUGCGUCUACCAUUUCCGUUGGCAUCUGAAAUUGACGGGGACAAACAAAAAUUGCUGAUGGAAUUGUUUCGUGCUUCCCCACUGAUGGCUAUCAAUUCCUGGCAACAAAACAUUUCCAGGCUACAAAAAACUAUUAUAUAUGGAAAGUAGGAGCCUGUCAAAUUCAUGCAAUGGCAAUUUUCUUGAAUAGAUUUAGAAUUCGCAGUAAACUGAAAUCCAUUGG
Messenger RNA from Daphnia pulicaria, 1641 nucleotides. RefSeq lists its product as uncharacterized. The transcript is spliced from 7 exons. NCBI's taxonomy places the organism in Eukaryota, Metazoa, Arthropoda, Branchiopoda, Diplostraca, Daphniidae. Gene Ontology annotation, cellular component: neuron projection membrane. Gene Ontology annotation, biological process: synapse organization. Bases 441 to 1568 code for a protein of 375 amino acids. The record is from RefSeq and is a predicted model, not a curated record.